Messenger RNA from Dacryopinax primogenitus, 783 nucleotides. RefSeq lists its product as uncharacterized. Gene Ontology annotation, biological process: regulation of DNA-templated transcription; positive regulation of neuron differentiation. The transcript is spliced from 3 exons. Lineage: Eukaryota; Fungi; Basidiomycota; Dacrymycetes; Dacrymycetales; Dacrymycetaceae. Gene Ontology annotation, cellular component: nucleus; chromatin. The record is from RefSeq and is a predicted model, not a curated record. Gene Ontology annotation, molecular function: DNA binding. The coding region runs from base 1 to 783 and encodes 260 amino acids.
AUGGGGCCGAGUUAUCUGACAUCGGUGCCGGACCCCGAGUCGCAAGGGCCAAUAGUUGCUGUUCCUGGCACAGACUGGAGUCAACAACUUCUCAAGCUUGCCAAAACGGCGGAACUCAAGAAACACACCCUUGCACUGCAGAUUCACACCGCCGAUAUCGUCAACGCGCAAGCCUCUCUCGAGGAAAAGCAGAAGGCGCUUCAAGAUGUCCGAUCCGAGAAGAAUUGGCUUGAGAGCGAGCGUGAGCGGCUGUUGGAGGCACUGAAGGAGGUCAAUCUCGAUAGGGAGAGGGUCGAUCUGGCUGAAGCGAACCUCGGUCGAAGCAUCCAAGAAUAUCAAACUACCAUCACGACCGUAACCGACGGAGACUACGCUCCGUCGCGCGGAACAGUCGACGCAUUGCGUCAGGAGCUCGAGCUUCCACCUCUCCCCAGCUUGCAGGACACGUUGAACGAGAAAGCAGCCAUAAUACUCGAAGAGAAGCGGCGUGCUGCCCAGCCUCAACUUGCAUCUGGUUCGCAGCAACGGAAGCGCGGAAGACCCAAAAAGCAUGGGGAUGCAGGGGCGGUGCCUGGAACUGGAGAGCUGAGUUUUGAGGGCAUCACUGCUGGGACCUUGCCGGAUGGCACAGGGAGGAAUGGCGAGACUGGAGAGUCGAACCCCAAGAGGCCGAGAGGAAGACCGAAGAAGAGCAAAGGGACGGCGAGCGAUCCGGCCGUCCCCACCGGCGGUCAUGUCCAGAUGCAAGUGCCGAUGCAGGGCCAAAUGGACGUGCCCCAAUGA